AUGAACUCAUCAGAGCCCGUCUGGCUCUGGGAAGAGCCGUGGAACCUGAGCAGAGCGGAGGAAGAGGAGCAGAAACUUUUAUUCGGGAUCGGCACGGAUAAUUUCAUCACGCUGCUGGUUUUCGGGCUCAUCUUUACGCUCGGUGUGCUGGGCAACUCCAUGGUGAUCACCGUGCUGGCCCGGAGCAAACCGGGGAAACCACGGAGCACCACCAACAUAUUCAUCCUCAACCUGAGCAUAGCAGACCUCUCCUACCUGCUCUUCUGCAUCCCUUUCCAGUCCACCAUCUACAUGAUGCCGACGUGGGUCCUGGGCGCGUUCAUUUGCAAAUUCAUCCACUAUUUCUUCACCGUGUCCAUGCUGGUCAGCAUCUUCACUCUGUCUGCCAUGUCCGUGGACCGAUACAUUGCCAUUGUGCAUUCCAGAAAGUCCUCCUCUAUCCGAGUGGCCAAGCACGCUCUGAUCGGAGUGGUGGUGAUUUGGAUACUCUCUCUGGCCAUGGCUGCGCCGGUCAUGUAUUACCAGAACAUUUUCCACAGAGGCGAGAAUCACACCUUCUGCUGGGAAGUGUGGCCAGAUCAAAACCAGAAGAAAGUCUAUGUCGUGUGCACGUUUGUUUUUGGUUAUGUGUUGCCUCUGCUUCUCAUUACCUUCUGUUAUGCAAAGGUUUUAAAUCACUUGCACAAAAAACUAAGAAAUAUGUCCAAAAAGUCAGAGGCAUCAAAGAAGAAGACUGCUCAGACGGUCCUGGUGGUGGUGGUGGUGUUCUGCCUCUCUUGGCUCCCCCAUCACGUCGUCCACCUGUGGGUGGAGUUCGGGACCUUCCCCCUGAACCAGGCCUCCUUCGUGUUGCGGGUGGCCGCCCACUGCCUGGCGUACAGCAACUCAUCUGUCAACCCGGUAAUCUACGCCUUCCUGUCAGAGAACUUCAGGAAGGCGUACAAGCAGGUGUUCAAAUGCCAGAUCGGCACCAGCGACUCCCCGCUCAACGACAUCAAGGAGAUCCGCAGCAAAGCAGACACGCCGCCCUCGACUAACUGCACCAACGUUUGA
Messenger RNA from Chelmon rostratus (copperband butterflyfish), 1053 nucleotides. RefSeq names its product galanin receptor type 1-like. The transcript has 3 exons. NCBI's taxonomy places the organism in Eukaryota, Metazoa, Chordata, Actinopteri, Chaetodontiformes, Chaetodontidae. Gene Ontology annotation, cellular component: membrane. Gene Ontology annotation, molecular function: galanin receptor activity. Bases 1 to 1053 code for a protein of 350 amino acids. The record is from RefSeq and is a predicted model, not a curated record. Gene Ontology annotation, biological process: positive regulation of cytosolic calcium ion concentration; negative regulation of adenylate cyclase activity; G protein-coupled receptor signaling pathway.